Suillus subalutaceus is the source of this 767-nucleotide messenger RNA. RefSeq lists its product as uncharacterized. The record is from RefSeq and is a predicted model, not a curated record. Lineage: Eukaryota; Fungi; Basidiomycota; Agaricomycetes; Boletales; Suillaceae. The transcript is spliced from 2 exons. Bases 1 to 426 code for a protein of 141 amino acids.
AUGAUUUUCUCUCCUGCUAUCAUCCCUCCUUCUAUCACUCCUCCUCUCCCACACCCCAUCGCAUUCGUGUCCAUAGUCAGCGAUGAGGGCGUAGAGAACCUGGCACCGUUCAGUGUCCCGACUCUAAAACGCCUUGGUCACGUCGUGCACACGAGCACAGCGCUCGCCGUUGUUACCCCCAAAUCUUUCGAGUUCGACAAUCUUCUUGAUUCUCGCUCUGUGAACGUCAUCGACGAGCUAUUCGUCGGGAAUACACAUUCAACUACCAUAGACGCCCCUCCCGGCUUCGACGAGUGGACUAUCAGCGGAGGCAAAAUGCGUAUGCGUGCACCGGCCACGGCCUGGUCCUGCUCAAGCCACGGCUUUGGGCUGGCUUGGGCUCACGGCCUAAGCUUGGAAUCUGGUAAGCCUAAGCCGGGGCUUUGAGCCCAAGCCGGGCCGGAACAUCACUCAGUCUGCAUGCAGUAGCUUGCACCCACUGUGCGCUGCCGCCUGAAGUGGAUCGCUUGUGCUGUUGUAUUGAUAUAUCUAAACUGUAUUAUUUGCGGUACAUACAGUCUAACUAUAUAUUGUCCAGUAAAUGUUUCUGAUGAGAUCAGUCCAUAUCUGCGGCAGUCACCAAACCUAAUUUCCCUCGUUCCAAGACAGCCUUGAAACCAAAGUGUUUCUCAACACCGAAAUUCUCCGUUGGGUUGUACAUCGUAUGGAUGGGCUUUCGCGCAUUGAUCUCCUUCAAAACAGUCUUGGCUUCCUCAUCAGCGUCUCCG